Molecule: messenger RNA, 2939 nt
Organism: Ciona intestinalis (vase tunicate)
Lineage: Eukaryota; Metazoa; Chordata; Ascidiacea; Phlebobranchia; Cionidae
Source: RefSeq, a predicted model, not a curated record
ACAGAGGAUGUGAUAUUUAACCACAGUGUCCCAAAAUUAAUAUAUUUUGACGCAGAUGAGGAAUCAAAUCGCAAUUUAUUAAAUAAGGCCAGCAUGAUUUCUUCACACAUGGUGUAAUAAUGCAUUCCAUGCUCACUGUAAAGUUAUAACAUGAGUGUAUUGUUAUAUACUUUAGACACAUACACUCCCUGUUCACUGUCGGAAUAUUAAAUCUUUUAUUUUUCGCGGUGUACAUUUACUUCUUCUAUACGUUUAACCAUUUACUUUGAUCAUUGUUUUACAGCGAUAAUCUUAGAAAUGCAUUUUCACCCGACUAUAUUUCUGAUAGUUUUAGCUGCUUGUUGCACAGAGGCAGUCAAGUAUUCUGUUGGCAAAUGUGACAAUAACACUUCAACUACCGGGGUGGGAAAGGAUGCAUGCUCAACAUGCGUGUUUCAAAAGCAUGCGCCUGGACGUUACUGUCAAGGCUUGAAGAGAUGUAAGAUUCAAUUCGAUGUUGGAACUUACAGCUGGACGUUUGUCGACGACCAGACCUCGUCAUGUCAAUUGGAUUUCACGGGUAUUGUUUCGAUGGCUGUUAUGUCCGAUGACGGCAGCCCGAUGCGAUGCUUACCUGGGUGCUGUGGCGUUCCAAUGUCACAAAAGCAGUGCGAGCCAAAGGAAUGCGUGAAAGACCGUGGUAUAAUUUACAUCGUUCAACAACAAAACGGUUCGGUUCAAUGCCUUGGUUGGGGUUCUCAGAGCUGCCCUGAAAAACCUGAUGGCCUAGCUUACUGUUCAGACAAUACUUCAGACGCCGCUUUUUUCUUAAAGACAAUUGGCGCCACAUGUAUUGUAUAUGAUGUUACGCUUAAUAUUUACGUAUUUCGAAACAAAACAACGGGCGCAAGUAUAAGUAAAACACAAUACAUAAACCACCUGGAGCACGAUCAUUGGAUAUAUUACAAAUCUUCUUGCAUUGCUUAUUUAGACAAAGAAACACUCAUGAACCGAAACCCAACGAACUCCACUCUCGCCAAUUUGUUCAAGCGAAAAACAUAUGAAAUAUCGGCAGAUGUUAUAGACAAUUGUACAUUCCAUCAAUUCGAGAACGCCACUUCAUUUUUCACUAUGACGUCACAAAGGAGUGAAUAUAUUUGUGUACAGAGGUGGCGCAUGCAAGGAAAGGAGUCGGCACUCUGCUUCGAGUCGACAGCAGGCCCAACCAAACCCGAUGUAGAGACAGAGUUUGAAGAACCGAAGUUUCAACCCAUGGUCCUGGUCAUAUCGGCUGUGGUAGUAGGAACCAUCAUCGUUGCUUUCGUUCUUUACUUCAUAUUCCCUAAGUGCGCAUUGCAAGCUAAACUAUUCAAAGAAACGAAGAAAAUUGAUCCAAGAACUGAGGGCGCCUUUUCACGUGUCGACUUGAUAAAACAACUAAGCAGUGAAGUGGAAAAAGAGGUUUAUGAAAGUAAUUUAAAUGUUGCAAGUACACGUCCCGUCACAUCCGUUACCACCAACUGCAAUCCGGCAGCAGACAAUAGAGCACCUCUUCUACAAGCCCCUGCCAUAUACGGUGCACCUGCUGUUGAUGGGAGUAACGACUACUCGGUAACAGAAAACGGGUACAGCCAAAAGAAACAUUUUCUAACCUGGCACGAUGGUGGUUUCGUAGACGCACAAGACUCCAGUGACUCUGGAAUUACAAGCGCCCACAGCGCUGCUGCUUCUUCGCCCGAAGACGAGGCCUCGGACAAGUCUUAUGGGUCUCAACCUUUUACGCCAGAUAGCGGAGUCCCUUGUAUGAGACCUCAAUUCGAGUUUGACGUUUUGCCUCAGAAAUUUCAACCCACAGAGCCAUGCGGUGCUACUGUAGUUUAUACUAAAGUUGCAGAGGAUCAAAAUACUCCAUUGCUGGUGGAAGGUAACAAGUCACCUAUCAAUGUGGGGAGUACAGAAACUGCAUCAACUGCAAAAGCGUUCCCGGGCAAACUGAAAGAAAACGGAAGAAAAGAAGAGAAUGUAGUUUGCUCAAGCGUGCUUACUGGGGUGUACUGCUCAAAAUAGGAAGUCUCACAGACUAAUACAGUAAAGGGAUCAGUGGAUCACCUAAGGAGGUGCCAGUCUGUAACUAGUUAUUUGAUUGGAAUAUAGUGAAGAAAGGCGAGAUCCACUGGAGUCUUCUUCACUCAUCUUUUCAAUCAAGGACUAUUGUACACAAAUAGACUUAUCAGCCAAGUUACGGCCACUGACCAAUGUAUAUUGGUGUAUAACAACAUUUUGUUGGUACCAAUGCAAUGCUGGCUUGCUGCAAUAUUGGAAUUCACUGUGGCUGUGGGACAUUAGACUAUAGUAACUAGUCUAGUUAAUGAAAAGGAGAUCAAAACUAUGAACUCUGUAUUACAAGAUUUAUAUUAGAGUUAUAACAUAGGGACCUCACUGUUAACUACCAAUACCCUUUUUGCAUGGUAAAAAGUUAAUGCGAAUAACGAUCCGCAUUAACUGGUCAUAUGAUAACUCGCUUACCGCAUUGUUUUGCAUGGUCAUUGGUUUAUGCGCGUAUCAACAUUGAGUUAGCUUAUUUUAGCGCAAUAUUGUUAAAUCUAGUUUAUAAAAUAGGUUUUGAUGCUUUAUGUGGCUAUUACCAGCUAAAAACUGUAAAAAUAAUACCCGAAAAAGAUUAGGCUCUUAAAAGUGAAACUGUACUUCCACCAUACUUUUCUUUACUCGCAUAAUGCGAGUAACAACCAACCUCCUACAGCAGAUGACACGCUUAUGACGUUAUGCGUGUUAACAUUGUUUUUGCGAGUAAAUAUGCGAGUACUUACGCGCAUAAAAGUGACCAUGCAAAAAGGGUAAAAGUUGCAAUUUGACAUAAUAUGUGUGGAUAUUCGUCAUUUAUUUCAGAGGAAAAAGACAAUUAUUAAAACUGUUGGCAAAUGAUCAUGUUCCAUAAAUAA